AUCACUAGGAUCUGGCAUCUUCCUGUAAUGAUGGAGGCAGCUCUGGAGCAGCACCUAGAGGAGACGAUGAAGAUCCUGUCUAUUGUUGGAAUCUUGUGCACAGAUUCUCAGGGACUUAACUUGGGCUGCUGUGGAAGUCUCUCUGAUGAGCACGCUGGUGUCAUCUCCAUACUCCCACAACAGGCAGCUCAGCUUACAGCAGAUCCCACCGACAUGCCAGUUGUAUGCUUGGAAUCUGACAACGGAACUAUCAUGAUUCAGAAGCAUGACCGCUUGACUGUAGCAGUUCACAAAAUGACAUCCUGAGAGCUUCUCUACUGGGCAGAAAAAUAAAUGCUACACUAGACACUAUCUUCUGUGAAUCUGGAUUUUAAAGAAGGCCCUUCU
This is a messenger RNA of Bufo gargarizans (Asiatic toad), 387 nucleotides long. RefSeq names its product ragulator complex protein LAMTOR5-like. Gene Ontology annotation, cellular component: lysosome; Ragulator complex; cytoplasm. The record is from RefSeq and is a predicted model, not a curated record. Gene Ontology annotation, biological process: cellular response to amino acid stimulus; positive regulation of TORC1 signaling. Bases 28 to 306 code for a protein of 92 amino acids. The transcript has a single exon. Gene Ontology annotation, molecular function: guanyl-nucleotide exchange factor activity. Lineage: Eukaryota; Metazoa; Chordata; Amphibia; Anura; Bufonidae.